This is a messenger RNA of Ziziphus jujuba (common jujube), 586 nucleotides long. RefSeq lists its product as uncharacterized. The transcript has 2 exons. The coding region runs from base 127 to 417 and encodes 96 amino acids. The record is from RefSeq and is a predicted model, not a curated record. NCBI's taxonomy places the organism in Eukaryota, Viridiplantae, Streptophyta, Magnoliopsida, Rosales, Rhamnaceae.
UCACACGGUAAGCGAUCUCUGCUAGAAGACCAAAAAGUAAGCUGGAAGCUAGAAGCAUCGAACGUUAUAACCAUCUCUGCAAAACCCACUGUUUUUGGUCAGAGAUCGAAGCUUCUGCAUAGGAAAAUGGCGACCUAUCUAUGGAGGAAAUACGCAGACUAUGUGCACACAAAAUGGGAGAGAAUGAUUCUAUGGAACAUGGUUGAGCCGUAUAUGAGACCCAAGUCGUUUAAGCCUUUGGUCACAAUCUAUAUUGCCGGCUUUUACACUGGUCUUAUCGGCUCUGCUAUCACCGAGCAGCUUUACAAGGAGAAGUAUUGGGAGGAUCAUCCGGGGGAAGCAGUGCCUCUGAUGAAGCCAAAGUUCUAUUCUGGACCUUGGAGAGUAAUGAGGGGAGAGGUUCCAACCAGUCAGUGAAAGCCAUAGCAAAGAGUUGUUCGGGAUUUUCUUUUAAGAUUUUUCUACCCGUUUAUGAUAUAUCUCCUCUGUACAAAUAUUAAAAGCUUCGACAGCAUUUUGUAACCUAUCGUUGAAACAAUUGGAUAGGAAAAUCUUUCUACCAUUAACAGAAAAUUGCUUUUCUUCC